This is a messenger RNA of Arabidopsis arenosa, 516 nucleotides long. NCBI's taxonomy places the organism in Eukaryota, Viridiplantae, Streptophyta, Magnoliopsida, Brassicales, Brassicaceae. The record is from the annotation of a GenBank genome assembly.
AAAACCACCAUUUGAAGAAGACGACGAUUCGGAGAAGCGAGAGAGAAAGCGAAGAUGGGUGGAGGAAUGGAAACGAACAAGAACAAGUUCAUCGAGGAUUGGGGAUCUGCUAGAGAGAAUCUCGAGCACAAUUUCCGCUGGACUCGCCGUAACUUCGCUCUCAUCGGAAUCUUCGGCAUCGCUCUCCCGAUCAUUGUUUACAAGGGAAUCGUCAAAGAUUUCCAUAUGCAAGAUGAAGAUGCAGGCAGACCACACAGAAAGUUCCUCUGAGGUUGUUUGCAAGAACACUCUCUGCAAUAAGUCUCAGCAAUGUGAAAUUUCAAGACGAGGAUGUUAAAACCCGCUUUUGCUUUUGCAUUUUAAUCAACAUCUGAACUGAAGGGUAUAAUUUAUUUUUUGGAAAAGUUUGUUGUAAUGACUAUACUUGUUUGCAAAUAAACAAAACUCAGUUUUCCCUUGAGUUUGGCAUGCUUAUUGUGUGUGUUGAUUCUUAUGCAUUAAACAUUUGUUCCGAAG